This is a messenger RNA of Acanthosepion pharaonis, 858 nucleotides long. Lineage: Eukaryota; Metazoa; Mollusca; Cephalopoda; Sepiida; Sepiidae. The record is from the annotation of a GenBank genome assembly.
AUGCAUACAACUUUUUCUUUUUUCUCCCUUUUUCUCCAUGUCUAUUUCACAGCUUCUUAUUCUCUCUCUUUCCUUCUGUUUUCCUUUCUUUUUCUCUUUCUGUUAAUCACACCACCACUUUUACUUGUCUCUCAUUACUGUUUUCUUUCUCUCCUUUUUUUUUCUCACACUGAUUCUUCUUCUUCUUCUUCUUCUUCUUCUUCUUCUUCUUCUUCUUCUUCCCUUUUUGUUACAUUAGUCUCCUUCAUUGUGUUUUUCUUUCCAUUUUCUCUUUAUUUUUCUUUGUAUCUCAUCCCUUGCUCUUUUUUCCUCUCUUUCCAUUACACUCUUUUUUUUUCAUUUUUUUGUUUCUUUUUCUUCUUCUCAAAUAGUCAAACUACUAACAGAUUUUUUUUCACUUUUUUCUCUUUCUUUCUCUUCGUCUCAAAUACUUCUUAUUCUCUCUCUUUCCUUCUGUUUUCCUUUCUUUUUCUCUUUCUGUUAAUCACACCACCACUUUUACUUGUCUCUCAUUACUUUUUUCUUUCUUUUUUUUCUCCACACUUUUUUUCUUCUUCUUCUGAUUCUUUCUUCUUCUUCUUCUUCUUCUUCUUUUCUUCUUCUUCCCUUUUUUGUUACAUUAGUCUCCUUCAUUGUGUUUUUUCUUUUCCAUUUUCUCUAUUUUUCUUUGUAUCUCAUCCCUUGCUCUUUUUUCCUCUCUUUCCAUCACACUCUUUUUUUUUUCAUUAUUUUUGUUUCUUUUUCUUCUUCUCAAAUAGUCAAACUACUAACAGAUUUUUUUUCACUUUUUUCUCUUUCUUUCUCUUCGUCUCAAAUAGUCAAAUUACUAGCAGAGUAUACAAUCCAAUGCAAUUUUGA